Molecule: messenger RNA, 1973 nt
Organism: Saccoglossus kowalevskii
Lineage: Eukaryota; Metazoa; Hemichordata; Enteropneusta; Harrimaniidae
Product: palmitoyltransferase ZDHHC22-like
Molecular function (GO): palmitoyltransferase activity
Source: RefSeq, a predicted model, not a curated record
UCGUAACGACGGAAAACACUGAAGGUGCGAAGGUGUCAUAGUUCAUAUUUAGUCUGCAUACACAAACAUCAGCGAUGCGGCACAUGAAUGGUUUGGGCGACAAGAUCGCCACUCAGUUGUUCAAGAUGCAAAAAUCACGAAGACAUUUGAGGUUUGCCAAUUGUUUAGCAACGUCUUAUUACUGGGUGGUUACCGUAGCUGUCGUUUACACAGUCCUAUUCGUGUCCAUGCCUGUUGUGUACAAAGAUGAAAUUUAUGAAUCACGGAAAACAUUCCACACUUACGUAUUUAUUUUCUCAGUAGUCAACAUGAUAUCGAACUAUUUGUUGUGCAUGUUUCACAACAGUUCUUACCAAGCUCGUUCCCCCGAUCCAGUACCCAAAACAUGGCAUCACUGCAUCACCUGCCAACAACAUGCCCCACCAAGAGCCCACCACUGCCCGAUAUGUGGGUACUGCGUUUUGAAACGUGAAGAACAUUGCUUUUUCAUUGGACGAUGUAUCGGUUACUACAAUCAUCGUAAUUUUAUAGUGUAUAAUUUCUAUGUAGCAGUUGCCUCUAUCUACGGGAUGGUCUACGCAGCGAUGUUUCUACACUACACCUAUGGAGCUUUCUUUUAUGGGGACACUGCAUUCACAUACCUACUACCGUUUGCGAUUCUCAGCUGGAUGUUUGGUUCUAUGCCAUCUUCUGUCUUUGGUAUAGUGUUCUUGAUGUACAUAUGUGUUAUGACGUUCGUCAUGGGGAUAGGUCUGUUCAUAUGGAACAUGAUAAUCGCUUACGAAGGACAAACUCGACACGAAGCAAUCCAUGAUAUCAGGGGAAUAAAUUACAACAGCUGGGAAAACUAUCGGGAAACGUUUGGAAAGAACUGGUUACUAUGCUUUCUAAUCCCUUCUUGUACAUCGCUGCAAGGAGAUGGGAUCAACUGGUCCACUCCAAAGAAAAAUAUAAAGGGGAUAUAGUACCAGAUAUAGUACGGCUCACAUGUGUGAAGGAGAACUAUUACUACUGGUAGAAUAACCAAAUGUUGCGAAUACAAGACACUUAAAUAUAUCUCUUAAAAUUACAUAAAAGUUUAUGCAUAUUUGCGUAUUUUUUGCCCUGCUGAGUAUCCACACAUGGAGGUUAAUUUAUGUUUGGGUAGCAGCAUGAGUCAGUGCACCUUUGAGUGUCAACAUGGGUGUGAAUCUUGAUUUCUGAACAACUUUUUAACUAUAAGUUGAAGUUUGUUUUUUAAUUCUCUUAAAAAACUAGUAAAUUAUUUUUAAUGCUUAAACCUUUCCUGAACUACAAUUGAUUUGAUAUGGUCACAAUGUUGUAUAUACUGUAUUGGCUCUAUUAGAAGUGCAUAUUUCUAUCAUUUUGACCAUAGAUAUACCUCUAUUUAUAUAAGUGCAUGCAUACUAAUAUGGAAAUAUGAUACACAAUGUAAUGAAUGUGCAUACAUACAGGUAUUAUCUAAUAACCCAAACAUCAGUGUCUAAUCACCUCAUUUGUGUUCAUUGCUAUGCUAAAUUGGUUCUAUUGGUUCUCCAAAAUAUAAUGUCCAGAGGAAAACCCUGUGUCACCAUUUUGAUAGAAUUGUACACAAUCUUAUUGGCUGAAAAUGAAAAGAAAAAAGAAAUUUCAGAGGCUGAAACUCAUUUUGUAUUUUUUGACAGUUUGUAGACACCGAGGAUCAUAUUUGAUGCCUUUCCAUGCAUUGGAUGAAUCCUUAAAUUACCAAAUAUAAUUAUAGAUAGUACUCUUGUAAAGUUGUAUAAAAUUCCCUUAACCCUGGGGUCAAAGUCAACUUGUCAAUUUUCAAAAUAAAAAUAAAAUCUGAAUUCUUUGAUGCCCAACAAAAUAGGUGAAUAAUUCUUUCAAUUUAUAGCAUUUUCAGAAAUGUUGAGAUUGAAAUUUGGUGCCCUCUUAGUGCUGAAGUUAAACCUUUUUUAUUCAGAAAACCUAUUUUUCUAUUGAGUUGGUUG